Paramisgurnus dabryanus is the source of this 1604-nucleotide messenger RNA. Its product is annotated as zona pellucida sperm-binding protein 3-like. Gene Ontology annotation, cellular component: extracellular matrix. Lineage: Eukaryota; Metazoa; Chordata; Actinopteri; Cypriniformes; Cobitidae. Gene Ontology annotation, molecular function: acrosin binding. The record is from RefSeq and is a predicted model, not a curated record. Gene Ontology annotation, biological process: positive regulation of acrosome reaction; egg coat formation; binding of sperm to zona pellucida.
AUAUCAGAGUCUGUAACACAAUGGGGCUGGUGGCUUGGGAACAUGUUGGAUUUUUGUUUCUCCUAGUAGUUGAGUUGUCUCUAGAACAGUGGCUUCAGCAAGGCCAGGAUCCAAUAACAUUUCAACAACAGCCACCAGUUUCUGCACAUCAGCAAGCCCAGAAUCCAUUAGGAUUCCAGCAACAGCCACCAGUUUCUGCACCACAGCAAGCCCAGAAUCCAUUAGGAUUCCAAAAACAGCCACCAGCUUCUGCACCUCAGCAAGCCCAGAAUCCAUUAGGUUUCCAAAAACAGCCACCAGCUUCUGCACCUCAGCAAGCCCAGAAUCCAUUAGGUUUCCAAAAGCAGCCACCAGCUUCUGCACCUCAGCAAGCCCAGAAUCCAUUACGAUUCCAUCAACAGCCACCAGUUUUGACACAUCAACAAGCUCUUCAAAACCCACAAGGAGCAGGUGUUUUUCAGCCUCAAAAACCUGGAAUUGCACUUGGAAUGCUAGAUCCUGCCAGUACUCAGUCCAAGCAGCUAAUGCAGGCUCCUGUGGCACCUUUGACCUGGCAGUUUCCCCACAUGCAAGAAGAGCCCCAACAGCCAGCAGUACCUUUUCAGCUACAGGUACCCAGCCCUCCUGACAGUGUAGCAGCACAAUGUGCAGAGAACUUUGUGCAUGUGGAGGUUAAAAAGGACUUCUAUGGAAAUGGCCACUUGGCAGAGCCCUCAUCCUUUAGCUUAGGAGACUGUGCAGCUGUAGGGGAAGAUCCUAAUUCUCAUGUGCUUAUCUUUCAAUACGAGCUCCACAAAUGUGGUAGUUCUUUGACGAUGACUGCUGAUGAGUUGGUGUACACGUUCACUCUACUCUACACUCCUGGUGCUCUAGUUGGAACUCCCAUUGUGAGAGCUGAUGCAGCUGCUGUUGCAAUUCACUGUCACUAUCCAAGGUUGCAGAAUGUAAGCAGUGACGUGUUGAUGCCUGCUGCGGUUCCUUUUGCUGCUACCAUAGUUUCAGAGGAAGUGCUGGUGUUCUCCCUUAAGCUCAUGACUGAUGAUUGGAUGUUUGAGAGGCCAGUCAACCAGUAUUUCCUUGGCCAGUUCAUGAACGUUGAAGCUUCUGUGAAGCAGUACAACCACGUUCCCCUGCGUGUUUUCAUUGAUGGCUGUGUGGCUACUGCAGUCCCUGAUGUGAACUCUGUUCCAAGAUAUUCCUUUAUUGAGAACCAUGGGUGCCUGGUUGAUGCCAAGCUUACAGGCUCUCCUUCCCAUUUCAUGCACCGAGUUCUAAAUGACAAGCUGCAGUUUCAGUUGGAGGCUUUCAAGUUCCAGCAAGCUGGUAACAGCUCGGUCUACAUUACAUGUGCGUUGAAGGCUGUCCUGGCUUCAACUCCUACAAAUUCGGAGAGCAAAGCUUGCUCCUUCACCAAUGGAUGGACUUCUGCAGAUGAAAGUGACGACGUGUGCAUGUGCUGUGACUCCAUAUGUGGAUCGACUAGGAAAGGAAGAGCAAUAUCUGAUUCUGGCCUGGUUUCAGAAGGAGAGGUGACCAUUGGCCCCAUUGUGAUCUCUGACUGAAGUAAUGGGUUAAGGAAUGACAAAUAAAACCUUGAAAUGGCA